This is a messenger RNA of Ceratina calcarata, 1043 nucleotides long. RefSeq names its product transmembrane protein 147. The transcript has 4 exons. The record is from RefSeq and is a predicted model, not a curated record. Bases 165 to 854 code for a protein of 229 amino acids. Lineage: Eukaryota; Metazoa; Arthropoda; Insecta; Hymenoptera; Apidae.
CAAAAUCAUUUGAGAUCAGUCGUCAGUGUCAGUGUGUGGUUAUUAUAGGAUAUCGCUACUUCACGCCAGUGCACGUGCGUAUAUGUAGAAGAUUUUCGAUUGUCGAACGUUGCGCGACGAUGAAUGACAUGCAAAUCGAAUUAAUGUGAUAUUGUCGGAAAAAAAUGACGUUGUAUCAUUUCGGAAAUUGUUUAGCUCUGGUGUACGUUCCAUAUUAUCUCACCUACAAAUAUUCUGGUUUAUCGGAAUACGGUGCAUUUUGGAAAUGUAUUCAAGCGGGAUGCAUUUACAUAUUUACACAAUUGGUAAAGAUGUUGGCUUUAGCCACAUUUUUUCCCAUGGCGGAUAACAUAGGAGACGAAGGCUUCGAUCUUGUCGGCGAAUUUUUAAAGUCCUCCAUAGAUCUGGCCGACUUGGUAGGGAUAUUGUUGGUAUUGAACGGUAUACCCGGCAAAGGACACGCAAAAGUUUUGACCGCCGGGGUCGGUUGGGCAGGCGCGGAGGUAUUGCUCACCAGGUUCCUUCUCCUAUGGGUAGGGGCAAGGGGUGCAGAAUUCGAUUGGAAAUACAUUCAAAAGAGUCUCGAGUCCAACAUAAACUUGGUGCAACAUGUGACCACGGCGACGCUCGUAUGGUUGUGGUCCAGACACGAUUUGAAACGAAGUUUUGUUCCCGUGGUGGUCGGCAUGCUCAUUCUCACCAUCUACAGGCCGCUCAUUUUAGAUUUCCUUAUAGUGUUCUUCCUGACUGGACCAUGGUCGACGCUCAUUGUCAAAGCGGUUACUACCUUCGUCAUGGGCGUUGCUACAUUGUACAUGUAUGCUGGCCUCGCUCGUUCGAUCGGCAUAUUCUGAACGGUAACAAUGACACGGUGGACAGAAUGUCAUGAAACAAAUACGUGGAGCGUACUCUGCUGAGAGUGUGAUGAACAAGCUUUUGACCUGGUUCUCUGGAAACGAACGGGUUCCAAAAGUAUUGGGAGGCUUUUUUUUGCUCAGAAAUGCUGUCUGCUGAAACAAUAAAUUUGCACAUUGUUGCUUCGA